Sitophilus oryzae (rice weevil) is the source of this 2041-nucleotide messenger RNA. Its product is annotated as probable tyrosyl-DNA phosphodiesterase. Bases 158 to 1912 code for a protein of 584 amino acids. Gene Ontology annotation, cellular component: nucleus. NCBI's taxonomy places the organism in Eukaryota, Metazoa, Arthropoda, Insecta, Coleoptera, Curculionidae. The record is from RefSeq and is a predicted model, not a curated record. The transcript has 9 exons. Gene Ontology annotation, biological process: single strand break repair; double-strand break repair. Gene Ontology annotation, molecular function: single-stranded DNA binding; 3'-tyrosyl-DNA phosphodiesterase activity; double-stranded DNA binding.
CACUUUCCAAUAUUUAGCAAGGCGCUCGCACUUCUCCUUGUGUAUGUGUUUUGUGGGGUGGUCCUUCUGUAGGGUGGUCCUGUUGUUAAUUUUAUUUUAUUUGCCAUUGAAUUACCUCUACACUCUACGUUUGUGGCGUGCUUCGUAAUUUGUUAAAAUGGUUAAUAAUAGUGAGACAAAGUUUAGAACACCUCUUGAGCACGAAGACCUUCAAGUCUACAUACAACCCAAACUGAAUGUUUCUCUCAAACUGUCAGAUAGAAGCUCAACGCAAGUGGAGUUACCGUUUAGUGAAUAUUUUAGAUUAUUUUAUACCCCUGAUAGUCCAGUACUUGAAAAGUUAGGUGAGAAUAAGGAUAAAGUAACGAUAAAGGACAAAAUGAAAGAUGCAGAACCGUAUAACUUAUUUACAAAUAGUUUAAGUUUUUGUGAAGGUACAGAAGAGCAAUUAUACUCAAUAAAGUUUACAGAUCUUUUAUGUCCAAGUUUGGGGAAUGUAAAAAAGUCCUUGCUAUUUACACAUCGUAUUGAUGUUCAGUUUUUGAUUGAACAAUAUGCUGCUAGGAAAUUACAUUGCACUCCUAUAACUGUUAUUUUUGGUUCAGAGAAUCCAAAAGUUCAGGAACCAGUACUAAAAGAACUGUAUCCAAAUAUUGAUUUCCAUAUUCCACAUACUGAUAAACUUUUUAAUAUUCAGAGCGCGCAUUGCUUAAUAUUUCAAUAUGAUGAUAAUUCAAUAAGGAUUGUUAUUGGAUCCCCAAGUAUAUAUGCGCCUGACUGGAACAAUUAUAAUGGAUUAAUAUGGAUAAGUCCUCGAUGUCCCAAACUUCCAAGUGGAAUGUCGCAAAGAGAUGGAGAAUCAAAAACAGGCUUCAAAUCAGACCUUUUAAAUUUUUUGCUAAGCUACAAAAUUCAAUCUUUAGGAGGAUGGAUCAAUGUGGUUAAAAGUGCUGAUUUUAGUGAAGUUAGGGUGUUUCUCGUAUAUGGACGUCCAGGAAUUCAUCAACCUAGGAAGAAUGGAUGUCCCUUACACUUUUUAGGUCAUCUAUUAAGCCACCAUUAUAAAAUACCUCCUUAUCAAACUGACCAUGAUUUGUGGCGUAUAAUAGUUCAAUCUUCUUCUUUGGGUAAAUUGGGAAGAACCCCUGAUGAGUGGUUUACUACAUGGUUCUUGAAUUCUUUAAGCAGCAGUGUUAAUAAUCAAUAUUUACCCACUUUAAGACCCACUUUUAAAGGACAGUUUAGUGUGUUAUAUCCGACAAUAGAGAAUGCUUUGACUUGUUUUUUGGGCCCUGUUGGGGCCUGGGGUAGCCGUUAUGAUGCUGAUUUAAGAGACCAACAAAGGUGGUUGGAACCAUAUUUGUGCUCAUGGAAGGCUGAUAGUGCUAAAAGGACCAAAGCUAUAUUCCAUUCAAGAACUGUAUGUAGAAUUUCUCCGUGCUGCAAGAAGCUGGCUUAUUUUUAUUUGACCACGUCCAAUAUAUCUAGAGCCGGAUGGGGAAAAAUAGAGGAUGGAGAUAUAACAGUCAAAAUGAGGACUUACCAUACGGGUAUUCUGUUUCUACCAAAAUUUUUCGAUAAGGAGUAUUUUGAAGUUGCUGAUCUCUCUUGCGGCGCAACCAAUAAUAAGUUUCCUAUCAUGUAUGAUUUGCCUUUGACUCCCUAUGGUCCUGAAGAUGAACCUUAUUGUUUGGAUGAAAUGAUAGAAAGACGUCUUGUAGAUUUAGACAAUAUGAAUAUAGAUAAGCCUCGUUUUGUCUCUGAUGUUAAGGACUCUGAUGUUAAGACACCUUCUGAAGAGAAGUGGGAUAAAUUCGUUAAUAUAGCUAUGGAAGAUAAGCGAAUAAUUCCGAAAUCCUGUUCAGUAUUGCCCUCUACAAGUACUUUUUUCCCCACAUUUAAUAAGAACUAAUUUUUGCAAUCUAUGUGCCUUAUAUUUAAAAUGGAAUAUUUGGAAUAUUAAAUGUUUAACAAGUUUAUUUGCAUGUUAAUGUUAUUGGAUAUCUAAUAUCGUAUUUUAAAAUAUAUUUUUUCACAAGGG